AUGUCAUCCAAAAGAUUGAAGAGAAAUCCAACUAUAGUAUGUUAUAGAGAUGUACAAGAGCUAAUAAUCAUAAAAGACUGGUUCUAUAAUUUUGAUGAUUCCAAAGAUAAUAGAUAUAGAGCAAUACAGAAGGUGAAGGCAUUAUCGUCAAGAGGGAAACUUCCGCAUGCAAUAGAGUCGACAUCAUUGUUGACUUCUAUAAUAUUAACUGAUCCAAGUGAGGGAGGUUCUAAUAAUGACUCAAACGUUUUACAAUUAUCUUAUACAAUGGCAUUAAUCAGAUUUGUGAAUGGAUUACUAGAUCCAUUUCAACAAUCAAAUUUUGCGAUACCACUACAUCAGCUAGCCAAAAAUCUAAAUCUUCCUAGUUUUUUUGUUGAAUUAAGACAUAUGGGAACACAUGAAUUAUUGCCCAAUCUAAACAUUUUGAGAAUAGCUAGUAGACAAGCGUUAAAUUGGUUGUAUGAUAAUUACUGGAAUAAUGUAGAAGAAACAGACGACUUGGAAGAUAAUGAAGAUAAUGAAACCGACAAGGCAGAAAUAAAUAGAGUCACUCCCAUUAUGGAGGCUUGCAUUACAAAUUUGAAAGUUUUCAAGAAAAUUCGAAAACAGGAUUUGAAUCUAAUAAUAAAAUUUGGAAAUUCAUCGGAAUCAGGCAUAAAAUAUUGGAAAGCAAUCGGUAAUUUAAAGCAACGCUUACAUGAAGAGCCGGAAGUGCUUAUAAAAAUUCUAGUAUUCAAGAAUUUUCUUAUAUAUAACUACGACAAGCUUCAAGCCAGGGAAUCUAAAAAGUUUAAGUUUAAUUCUUUGCUCAUCAAGCUAUAUAAACCACUUAUAGAAGAGCUCGGGGUUGAUUUCAAGUUGCAGCUAUUGUUCAAUAUAUUCAACUUUUUGGACGCAAAUAUAAGUGAUGACAUUCAAUCAUUGGACCUAAAACUAGGUUUUGAAUUCAAGCAUGACGAUGAAGUAAAACAAAUUAAAGAAUGGGCUUCAUUUCUUAUUCGGGACCUCUCACUGAUUCGCAAUGUGACUUCAGAAAACUAUAAAUUUACUACUUACGAAGAACUCGUUAAGCUAAUCAUUGAUAAAAUUCAAAAAGUCAACAUAAACUACCAGCUUGAAUUUUUGGAAAUACUACAAUCGUCACUUGAAAAAUUACAAGUAAAUUCGCAAAGUAAAAAGGAUUUGUACUCUAAAGUGACUGCCUUGUGCAAGCAAACGAAGAUUGCAUCCCUAGCUGCACCUCCUUCAUUGGAUGAUAUAUUAAAUGGCCCCGUACUGGCGGAAUCAUCUGAAAGACCGUCAAAAAAGCAAAAGACAACCCCAAAUUCUAAACCUAUAUUUUUAUUUGAAGAGCAUAAAAACUGGAACCCGCUACCCUUUGGUACUUCUUAA
This is a messenger RNA of Debaryomyces fabryi, 1395 nucleotides long. It is a transcript of the gene LAS1, whose product is annotated as rRNA-processing protein. Gene Ontology annotation, molecular function: endonuclease activity. Gene Ontology annotation, cellular component: Las1 complex; preribosome, large subunit precursor. The coding region runs from base 1 to 1395 and encodes 464 amino acids. The transcript has a single exon. Gene Ontology annotation, biological process: maturation of LSU-rRNA; maturation of 5.8S rRNA. Lineage: Eukaryota; Fungi; Ascomycota; Pichiomycetes; Serinales; Debaryomycetaceae. The record is from RefSeq and is a predicted model, not a curated record.